Rhineura floridana is the source of this 1897-nucleotide messenger RNA. RefSeq names its product ADP-ribosylhydrolase like 1 (gene ADPRHL1). Gene Ontology annotation, molecular function: magnesium ion binding; ADP-ribosylarginine-[protein] hydrolase activity. Gene Ontology annotation, biological process: protein de-ADP-ribosylation. The coding region runs from base 286 to 1353 and encodes 355 amino acids. Lineage: Eukaryota; Metazoa; Chordata; Lepidosauria; Squamata; Rhineuridae. The transcript has 7 exons. The record is from RefSeq and is a predicted model, not a curated record.
ACUUGCUUGGACUAGUACAUUGCACAGUUUGGGAGCUUGCAACUUAAAAAUAAGUUAGAAAAUUCUUGGACUAGCAAUUUCUAUCCUUUCAUUGGAUGUCAGACAAGUGGUGGCAUCUGCAAAGCCAGAAAAGGAAAGGCUUGCCUUAUACAAACAGCUCAGUGUAGUGACACAAUGGCUCCAAUAUAAAGUGUUGCUUGACCUGAGCUUUGAAGGCAAAGGAACAAAGAAACAAGUGACUAUUUUUGAGACCAAGGAAAAUUGAAAAAGCAUCAAAAUCAUCUCAUGAUGGAGAAAUUUAAGGCUGCUUUGUUGCUGGCAGGGGUAGGGGAUGCUCUGGGCUAUCGAAAUUUCACACGGGAAAAUAAUGCAUUGGGUGCAAAGAUCAAAGAGGAACUGAAACAAAUUGGAGGACUCGAGAACCUGGUUCUGUCGUCUGACAAAUGGCCAAUCAGUGAUAAUACUCUUAUGCACAUGGCUACAGCUGAAGCUCUCAUCACAGAUUACUGGUGUUUAGAAGACCUAUAUCGGGAACUUGUAAAACGUUAUGUUGAUGCUACUGACAAACCUCCUGGGAGAUGGUCAGACCCUGCUACUAUUGAAGGUUGCUCACAGCUGAAGCCAGACAACUAUCUCCUAGCUUGGCACACACCAUUUAAUGAGAAAGGUUCAGGAUUUGGAGCAGCAACAAAAGCCAUGUGCUUAGGGAUGAAAUACUGGAAGCCUGAGAGGCUGGAAACUCUCAUUGAAGUGAGCAUUGAAGUUGGACGAAUGACUCAUAAUCAUCCUACAGGGUUUUUAGGAUCACUGUGCACAGCUCUGUUUGUUUCAUAUGCAAUACAAGGAAAGCCACUGGUACAGUGGGGAAGAGAAAUGAUGAAGGUUGUCCCAAUGGCUGAAGAAUACUGCAAAAAGACUAUUCGGCACAUGGCAGAAUAUCAGGAGCACUGGUUUUACUUUGAAGCAAAAUGGCAGUUUUAUUUGGAGGAGAGAGAAAUCAAUGAAGAAAACCAGAAUAAGCCCCACUUUCCUGACAAUUAUGAUGGUGAGGAAAGAGAAAAGACUUACAGGAGAUGGAGUUCUGAAGGUCGUGGUGGAAGGAGAGGUCAUGAUGCUCCCAUGAUUGCAUAUGAUGCUCUCUUAGGAUGUGGUAGUGAUUGGACAGAGCUUUGCAACCGAGCAAUAUUUCAUGGUGGUGAGAGUGCAGCCACUGGAACUAUUGCUGGCUGUUUGUAUGGAUUGCUUUAUGGGCUCAACAAGGUUCCUAAAGGCUUGUACCAGGAUCUUGAACAAAGGGAGAGGCUAGAAUACCUGGGAGAGACUAUUUUCCGGCUAUCUUCAGAGGAAAAGUAACAAUGUUUUUUGCCGUUUUCUUUUCUUUUUAAAGGAUUGUAUCAUAUCCUGUAGCCAAAUUCCUAAGGAAACAACCUAAACAUGUUGGCAACAAGUCUGAAAAAGAAGUGUGUGCCCCUAAGUCCCAAUGAAGUCACACGUUGUUUAAGAUCAUAGUAGUAGGUGGCAAUAUUCUGUCCAUUUACUUUGAAAUAAUCCCAACGCUCCAGUUAGAGGUUUCUUGAUACAACCAAAGGACCAUUUCACAUUUUACAUUUUAGAGUGUACACCUAAGAUUUCUGUAAGUGUACCCCUAAAAAUGUAAUGUGUGAAUGAAACAAGCGAAUAACACUCAUCUGAGAUAGAAUUGGCUGCAGCUCCCUGUCAAGUGUACACUGUGUUUCAAAUCUGUAUUUGCUGCCUUGUGAUGUCUAGAAAAUCCCGAACUUUGCUAAUAUUGCCAAUACUAGGAAGUUAUUUAAAAUAUGGCAGAACACAAAUACAUUUAAAAAUUAUAAAAAUAGAUGUAGCGAAACACAACUUUACAAAUAUUCCUGAUUUCCUA